Molecule: messenger RNA, 1107 nt
Organism: Hydatigera taeniaeformis
Lineage: Eukaryota; Metazoa; Platyhelminthes; Cestoda; Cyclophyllidea; Taeniidae
Source: the annotation of a GenBank genome assembly
AUGUCGAAGAAGACUGUUGACGUACCAGAAGGCCUGCGGGAAAUACUCCAAGACUUCACAGUUGCUGUUUUGCGCAACCGACCGUCAAACAUCAUAAAUUUUGCUGCGGAAUACUUUGAAAUGAAGAAGAAUCAACAGAAAGAAAACGAAGGGGCCGAAAGCGAUGAAGAAGAGGUUAUAGCACCUCCAAUUCGAGCUAGGCGUCGUCAAGGUGUUGCUGCAGAGAGCUAUGAUCCUGAGAAAGAGGAUAAAUUCGAGAAGGUUGUUCAUGAAAAGACAGAAGAACAACGGCAAAGACUGACAAAUGCAACCAAGGGGAUUCUUCUUUUUAGAUGCCUUGAUGAAGAUCAAAUGCGGGAUGUUAUUGAUGCCAUGUUUGAAAGGAAGGUGGAUGUUGGGGAGAAGGUUAUUACUUUGGGAGAAGAUGGUGACAAUUUUUACGUGAUCGAAAAGGGAAUAUAUGAUAUUAUUGUAAAAGUGGAUGGUGUUGAAAAGAAGGUCGGACAAUACGAUAACAACGGGUCUUUUGGUGAACUCGCGCUUAUGUAUAACACACCUCGAGCAGCAACAAUUCAAGCCACCACUCCUGGAAUUUUGUGGGCAAUGACUCGGGAAGUGUUUCGGAGCAUUGUAUUAAAGAGCGCUUUCAAAAAGAGACAGAUGUACGAAGAGUUACUCAACCAGGUGCCCAUUCUUCAAAGCCUCAGUGCCUAUGAGAGGAUGAGCAUUGCCGACGCUCUCCACACGCAAAUUUAUGAGGAGGGCACAAAGAUCAUUAGUCAGGGUCAGGAAGGUGAUGAAAUGUACUUCGUUGAGGAUGGUGAGGUCCGUAUAACCAUGAAAAAGUCAGGGUCGGAUGAAGAAACUGAACUCACUCGGAUCAAAAAGGGUGGCUACUUUGGUGAACUUGCUCUGCUGACCAAACAUCCCCGAGCCGCCUCUGUCUAUGCAAUUACCCGAACAAAAUUAGCUGUUCUCGAUGUAGGCAGUUUUGAGCGUCUCCUUGGGCCUUGUCUCGAUAUCCUCCGGCGCAACAUUGAUAACUAUGAGAACCAGUUGAAGUCUGUCUUCGGCAGUCUAGACAAUGUACCCGAGUUACGUCAUUAG